ACCGUACGCGCCGAUCCGCACUCAGUUUCCGUCCGGUCGGAGUCCAUGCUGGACUCGAAGCGAGAAAUACUCCGAAUUCUUCCGCGGUGAAAGCAUAGAAUAAUUGAACAGAAACAGCACUUCAAGUGAAUUACUAUUACCGGUUUGGUAAGCUGUCUGUCUGCCCGCACUGUCGGAUAUUGACAGCUAUUGUAAUUUCUACGUGCGCUCUAAUCGCAGUAGACAGGGAAGAACGAACGCGUCGGCGAACGAAAGACGGCGUCAAGUGGAAAAGUUUUGUUGUUAGAGGAUAAGUAAGGAAGUUUGCACGUGUUUCUUGUUCUUCGGUGCCAGUAGAAGUGAGGAGCAAAAUGGGGGGAAAUGGAAAUGUGCUGGAACAUCAGCAAUCGACGCGGAAGAUGCUGACCAAUCAGGACAGCAACGAUUCGGUGCAGAUGGCGAAACUUUGGACCCUCUCGGAGAAAUGGGUGGCGGUGCUGUUCACAGUUGUCGCUUCACUUGGAUACGUGUCCGUCGGAACGAUGGUCGGCUGGAGCUGCAAUGCCUUUUCAGACGAUUAUAACCAGCAGCAGCAACGGUUUGGCGAAACGCUUUCCGAAAACCAACAGUCUUCCCUGAUGGCCACACCGGCUUUGGCGGCUGCUGUUAGUACCCUUCUGACAUACAAACUGUACUACAGGGUAGGCACGAAACUGUUUAUGCUGGCCGCAGCCACCCUCGCAAUCAUCGCCAACUUUCUACUGUGCUUCGGCACCAACUUUUGGUACUUCAGCGCGGGACGCGCCCUGUCCGGUGUUUCGGCCGGUAUCAUCUUCACGCUGGUUCCACCGUACGUGGACGAAUUUGGUUCCAAGCAGUACAAACCGCUGCUGGAUGGCAUCCUGUACGUGCAGUUCGCCCUCGGCAUCCUCAUUCAGCUGAUGUCAGAUCUCAUCCCGCUGACACAGCUGUCCAGCGUUAUCGGCGCGACUUUUCCCAUCUUUCUCUUCAUCGGGUUUCUCUUUCUGCCGGAAUCGGCCCGCUAUCUGUGUGCCGUCCAGCAGAUUAAUCGCGCCCGAACGGUCCUGAAGAAAACCCACGCCAGCGGCAAUUCCCUGACGGGGCCAGCGAUGGAGAACAGCCUAAACCAGUGGCAGCAGGACAGCUUCAUCGCCGUUGGACUGCGGGAAUCGUUGCUAAAAUUGCGUCACUGUCGGCUCGUGCUGCCAAUGUUUGUGCUGAUAAUCUUCCAACAAUUCACCGGCGGUUUAGCGAUGAUGUUCUAUCUGACGCGGAUUUUCACCCUGACCGAUGGACAGUUCACUCCCGAGUGGACCGCCGUCUACGUGGCAGUCAUCUUUACCCUCAGCUAUCCGGUUUAUCGCCUUUUGGGUGUUAAAUUAGGAGACUACAAAUUGCUGCUGUGGAGUUCGGCCCUCAUGUCCGUGAUGAUGAUUGGCCUCGGAUGGCACUGUCACCUGCAGGGCAUGCACGGUCACUCCGACGAGUAUGGCCAUCUGCCACUGGUUUACUUUGGAGCAUUCAUCUUCCUGUACGCCAUCGGUUUCCAGCGGGUGCCUUGGAAGUGGCUGGAUGAAAGUAUAGAGGAAAAAAUCGCCUUCCCCCUGCGAACCGUGGCCACUGCAGUCAGCUGGGUUACGCUGUACUUCGGUGUACGCCUUCUACCGACGCUGAUUGGCCUCAUCGGAGUUGGUUGGUUGUUCUGGAAUAUUGCCAUUGUGCUUCUGUUUGCGAUUCUGUUCGUGCUGGUUUCCCUGCCAAAUCUGGACUACGGUGUCAUUCGGCGUAAAACCCUAACCGAGUGCAGCAAUUCGUCAUCAUCGGCGAACCUGGAGACGACGAUGGAAGCGAUAGUUGUUCCGUCUGCCGUCCCAGCGGAGUGACUCCCCGCUACUUUUCGUCUGGACAAACGAUAGCCUAUAAAGACUGAUUGCGUAAAACUAUAAGACAGAAAGGGAGAGAGAGUUCCGAAAAACUUUUCUUCGUUUCAAGUUCGAGUUCGAGAAAUAGGACGAUUGUACAAAAGUGGAUAGAAUGCGACAGAACUAGAACGGAAGGGCAGAAAGGCUUUGAUUGGAUUAUGCCAGGAAAGUUUUAAAUUAAAUACUUAAUUUGGUUUUGCUGGAGGUCAUCGAAGUUUCCUCCCGGUCCUGAUGAUGAUAAUAAAAUAUUUAGUAGAUUACAGUAGUCGGUCCUACUGAGAGUUAGGUACAAUAUUAGUUACUUAUUAAACUUUAUCGUUACAAUUAUGAACCCAAUCGCUCUAUUAAUUGAUCCGAAAGGGAAUUCCAGUCUCAAUCGGUUGUUAUGUAAACAUUCACACAAGCAUGGCUGCUCAAGAGGGAAUAAAAGAGAAGCUUUUGCAAUCACCUCAUGUUUACCUCCUUAUUAAAGUAGGCCAUGUUAGCACCACCCACGGAUAGGAGGCAGUCCGGCUUUAGCAGAGCAUAUAUUUGCACUGCGAAUCAAAAGUACACACACACAGUUUGCAUUGAAAACAAGGAAUACGCCAUCGGCAGUGCAGCAGGCAAAAACAGAACACGCACUUCCUCCGCAAUCAGCCAACAGUCGUCCCCGGACAGAUGGGAAUACUUAAAGUUUGCUCCCCAAUCUAUUCGAAAUUAUCCAGGUGCACAUGGUCUCAGUUGAGAUUUUUUUUUUUUUUUCAGAAAAUUCAAAUCGGCAGCAAAAUAAUUUGCCAAAACGAAAUAGCCCUGAAACCACAUGUUAGAAAAUGAUUAGCGUCAAUAACAUCAAUACUUACUUUACUUUA
Molecule: messenger RNA, 2773 nt
Organism: Wyeomyia smithii (pitcher-plant mosquito)
Lineage: Eukaryota; Metazoa; Arthropoda; Insecta; Diptera; Culicidae
Product: facilitated trehalose transporter Tret1-like
Exons: 4
Coding region: 351-1883 (510 amino acids)
Biological process (GO): transmembrane transport
Cellular component (GO): membrane
Molecular function (GO): transmembrane transporter activity
Source: RefSeq, a predicted model, not a curated record